CUACUUAUUGAUGAUUUAAUAAUAAUGAAAAAUACCCAUCAAAACAAAAUACAAUUUUGAUGUGAUAAGUAAAGUUUUUUAUUCUUGAUUAAUUGUAUAUUUGAAUGGUUUGUUUGUCACAUUAUUUUAGUACAAGUUGGUUCAUUCAUGUCUGUCUCUGGCUAGACUUUUCUUGGGCGGCGUUGCUGGCAUUUGAAGCUCGAAACCUCGUCGUUUUCCUCUUCUUUCUUCUUUUGUUGUUUUCUUUCUUCACUCUGUCCGAGACUUUGAACAAAAAAAUUAGUAAAAUGCAGUCACUUGUUUUCCUGCCUCUUCUUCUUCUUCUUCCUUUUAAGUUUCCCGCUCUGUAAAAAAUUAAACAAAGGUUCAUUUUAUCUUCAGUGUUUUUAUUAUAUUACUUUGUCUUGUAAUUCAAAGAUUCAUUUUUUUUCUUCUUUUGCUUUUGAAUACAUGUAAGUUAUGUGUUGUAACUAGCAUUGGGUGUGUUUAGUUCUGUAGUAUGUUGUUUCUUUUUCUUGAAAAGUAAAAAAGAAAAAGAAGAUGAAUACCAGUGUGAGGACUAAUCUUCACGCCAUGAAAGCUGCUUCAAAUCAUGAUAAAGAGAAGAUGGAGACUCAAGGAAGAAGAGUGGUCAUUCGUUCUGAGAAAACUCUAACUAAUAGACGUAAAAUAAACAAGGAAAGGAAAAUGGCCUUGCUACAAGAUGUUGAUAAGUUGAAGAAGAAGCUCAGACAUGAAGAGAAUGUUCACAGAGCUUUGGAAAGGGCCUUUACAAGACCUUUAGGAGCCUUACCUCGUCUUCCCCCAUAUCUCCCUUCAUCUACAUUAGAGCUUCUUGCUGAAGUAGCUGUUUUAGAAGAGGAGGUUGUACGGCUUGAAGAACAAGUUGUGAAUUUUAGACAAGGUCUUUAUCAAGAAGCUGUCUAUGUAUCUUCCAAGAGGAAUGUGGAAAAUUCAAGUGAUUCUUCUUCUAUGGAUCAAACCACUCCGGUUAGAAGUGCUAAGCAUCAUAGGUCGAAAUCUAUGUCUCAAUUCGAUUUCAAUUCAGCAACUUCACCAGCAGCCAGGUCUCAACAACCUUCCCUUUGUAGAACUACAUCAAGUAGAAAGCUACUUCCCACUGAUGCCAUCUCAAACAGAACAGGAAGUUGUUCUACUAGUACUAGUACUGCUAGGCAAGCUAAUAAUGGAAAGCUUAGUACUCGAAAACUCGAAACAAUUUCAUCCAUUUCGGAAGAUGGAAGAGGAAAAGAGAAUAGGUUAUGGUCAAACUUUGUUAGAGCAUCUCCUGAAAAGAAAGCUGAUAAACCAUCUCCUGAAAAGAGAAGUACUAAAAUGGUAACCCCAGUUAAGAAACCACCAAUGAAGCAAGAGCCAAAGGACAAGAGUACUCCUGAUCAAUUGAAAUUACAGCUAGAAUCUAGAUUGGUAGACCAGGAAAGAGCUGAAGAGAGCUCAUCUUGUUCUUUAGAUGAGGGAGUAAUGGAAUCUGACUGUUCUCCUAAUAAAGUAUCUGAGGAUAUUGUCAAGUGUUUAUCUAAUAUUUUGAUGAGGAUGGCGAGCACACAGAAGGAUAGAGCAGUGGAAUCAGGGAGUUCCCAAUUGCCAUUUUUUGCUCGGGCAGCGAACAAAGGGGCUGAGUUUCUAGAUCCUUAUGGUACACCUUUGGAUUUUAAAAACAGAGAUGUUGGUCCCUACAAACAUCUAUGUUCUAUUGAUACUAGUUCAAUUGAUAUCAGUUGGACAACCAAUGCAUUGUUCCUGAUACACAGACUAAAGUUUCUGCUUGGGAAGCUUGCCUCUGUGAACUUAGAAGGUCUUAACCAUCAACAGAAGCUUGCAUUUUGGAUUAACACUUAUAAUUCUUGCAUUAUGAAUGCGUUUUUAGAGCACGGUGUACCGGAGACUCCAGAAAUGGUCGUCGCACAAAUGCAGAAGGCAACAAUAACUGUUGGUGGGCAUUUGCUUAAUGCAAUUACAAUUGAGCAUUUCAUCUUGAGAUUACCUUACCACUUGAAAUUUACUUGUCCAAAGGCUGCGAAGAACGAUGAGAUGAGAGCUCGAAGUAAAUUCGGAUUGGAGUGGUCAGAGCCAUUGGUUACAUUUGCACUCUCUUGUGGAAGUUGGUCCUCUCCUGCAGUGAGAGUGUACUCAGCUUCUCAAGUGGAAGAGGAGUUGGAAGCAGCAAAAAGGGAUUAUCUACAAGCAACUGUUGGUAUCUCCAGAACAAACAAAGUGAUCAUACCAAAACUGUUGGAUUGGUAUCUUCUUGACUUUGCCAAAGAUAUGGAUUCAAUGCUUGAUUGGGUAUGUCUGCAACUACCAAAAGAAGCCAGGAAUGAAGCUAUGAAAUGCCUUGAUGAGAGGAAAGGAAGAGAGCCUCUUUCACAGUUGGUGCAAAUAGCACCCUAUGAUUUCAGUUUCCGGCUGCUAUUGCACCGCUGAGGUUUUAAUGUCAUUUUCCUCUUUUCGGGAUAGUUAGUUGUGAACUUUGGAUGUGGCGGUAGGUUUAUACCUGAUAUAUGUUAAGAGUUGAUAAAAGUACAUAAUUCCAGCAAUAUAUAUAUUUUUUUAAAUAUAGGAGGAUCACGAGUCCUUCCAAAUGGGGUUUUGAAUUUGUAUUUGGUUCAUAAAUUUGGACCUUGGGGAUAUAUAUUUUUAUAUAUAAAUGAAGCUGUGGAGUUUUUUUA
Molecule: messenger RNA, 2690 nt
Organism: Humulus lupulus (European hop)
Lineage: Eukaryota; Viridiplantae; Streptophyta; Magnoliopsida; Rosales; Cannabaceae
Exons: 10
Coding region: 541-2445 (634 amino acids)
Source: RefSeq, a predicted model, not a curated record